Trichobilharzia regenti is the source of this 1191-nucleotide messenger RNA. Lineage: Eukaryota; Metazoa; Platyhelminthes; Trematoda; Strigeidida; Schistosomatidae. The record is from the annotation of a GenBank genome assembly.
AUGAUGUCCUACUCUGAGUCUGAGGCUAUUAAGAAGUUACAGGAUCUGGAUAACUCUCAGAUUUCUGUGGAGAGUACGUCUCAGUGGUUUCUGGGUAAUAAAGAAAUGGCGAAGGAUUUAGUUAAGUUGUGGUUCAAGGAAUUUCGGAAAGCUGCCCCCAAGAAAAAGAUCGCUUUUCUACAUCUUGCGAAUGACAUUAUACAGAGAGGAAUGAUGGAAGCUCCCCAGUUUAGGAAGUUAUUUGAGCCAGUUUUACCAACUGCAUUCAAAGAAACAUCUAAAGUCCAACGUCAUUCAGUACGUUCAUCUGUUGCACAUCUUCUAAUUGUAUGGGCGACUCGUCGGGUAUAUUCUAAAAGUUUUCUAAGACAGCUACGUUUCAUUUGCCAACGAGCAGUUGCCGAGGCUGAUACUCCAAAUGCUAGUGAAGAGAUCAAACGCAACAUUAUUGCUGCUUCCCCAUUCGCUUUCUCAUUCACGGCAGUUUUAUUGAAUCCAACAGUAGCAGGCAGUAAAGAGGCUUCAGUUAACGCUCUUCAAACACCGAAAUUGCUGAAUAGCAAAGAUAAUAAUCAUAAACGACAUCAUUCUUCAACACAAAAUAUCUUGAUGGCUUCUGUGUCCUUUGAUCCUGUAAAUUAUGAAAGCAAUAGUUUGUCAAUUAAUUCAAUCUCAGCGUUUCGAAAAGAAUUAGAUUUAGAAUUACAAACUGAAGCUACCCAACCUCCAAAGACUGAGGAGCUUAUUCAGCUUCUCGAGACUCUUCAAUCCUCUGCUUCUGCUGACGCUGCUACACGUCGUGAAAUAGCUCAAUUUCCACCAGAGGUUUCAGAUCCAAAUAAAGCGAUGGAAAUCAUGAAGUCUUCAUCUGAGCAAGCUCAACAAGAAUUGAUUGAGCGUAUUAGUCAAUGUUCUUCUCGACUAGAUGACUAUAAUCAGUUGUUAGAAGAAGAGACAAAUAAAAGAAAUCAACUAGCCUUACAACUUCGUGCCUUCCAUAGUCAUUUAAAAGAAAGAAUUACACAAGCUAAAACAGAAGUUGAUGAUUUAAAAGCUAAAUUGGAUCAUGGAGAGGCGUUAAGAGAUGAAUUAAAUAAGCAUAUCUUAAAUCUGCCUGAUUUACACCUGCUGCCUGAUAUGACAGAUCUCGGCUUAGAUCCACUGCCUACAGUUGGUGAUUUGUUUGGAUAA